CUUCUGACAUACCUGUUCUCCAAAGAGAACACCAUCUGGGACUCUUCCUUGGACCAGGUGUGUCCCGAUAACAUGAACAACCCCCUGUCUCACUACUGGAUCUCUUCUUCGCACAAUACCUACCUGACGGGAGACCAGUUUUCCAGUGAGUCCUCCCUGGAGGCAUACGCGCGCUGUCUGAGGAUGGGCUGCCGCUGUAUUGAAUUGGACUGCUGGGAUGGUCCAGAUGGAAUGCCAGUAAUCUACCACGGACACACCCUCACAACGAAAAUCAAGUUUUGUGAUGUCUUGACCACCAUCAAAGAGCACGCCUUCGUAACGUCCGACUAUCCUAUCAUCCUGUCCAUCGAGGACCACUGCAGUAUUGUGCAGCAGAGGAAUAUGGCGACUCAAUUUAAGAAGGUGUUUGUAGACAUGCUGCUGACCAAAGCAGUGGAUAUCGCUGCAGAUGGUCUGCCGUCACCCAACCAGCUCAAGAGGAAGAUCCUCAUCAAGCACAAGAAGCUUGCAGAAGGCAGUGCCUACGAGGAGGUGUCCACUUCCACUCCCUACUCAGAGAACGACAUCAGCAACUCCAUCAAAAAUGGCAUCCUGUACCUGGAAGACCCCAUUAAUCAUGAGUGGUACCCUCAUUUCUUUGUCCUGACCAGCAGUAAAAUCUACUACUCAGAGGAGACCUCGAGUAACCAGGGUAAUGAUGAUGAAGAAGAGCACAGAGAGGUGUCCAACGGUAUGGACCAGCACGUGACAGAGAAAUGGUUCCACGGGAAGCUGGGUGCAGGGCGGGACGGGCGGCAGAUAGCUGAGAGGUUACUGUCCGAGUACUGCCUGGAGACCGGAGCUCCUGAUGGCUCCUUCCUGGUCCGAGAGAGUGAGACCUUUGUGGAGACUACACGCUGUCUUUCUGAAAAGAUCUGUGAGACAAUGUCCAAAUAUUUCUUGGAGUUGGAGACCACACCUGGGAAGUCUCGGAAAACCCGCAGACAGAGAAGGCACAAGAAAUUCCAAAAGACAGUGAUGACACCACCAACCAGCACUGAGCCAGAGUUACCGCUAGGUUUCAAGUCCCAGAAAGCAAAGGAGAAGGAGCCGGAAGCUGAGUUGGACAUCAUAAGUGAUGAGAAUAUCCUGCAAAAUGGCAUCCUCCAAGAGUCAGCGUUGCAGCUCGUGGUUCCCCAAGCAGCUAGAAACGCCAUACUUGCCUUGGGGGCACUCAGUUCCCUCGGCUGGCCACCUGGGCCCACAAAACCACAGCUCGCAUUAAAAACCAUUUCCACUGGCCUGGCCUGCGCAGACAUGUUGCUCAUGUUUAUGAGAGAGCGACUGGAGAAAAUGGGUGAGCUGGCCCAAUCGCACGUGGCGGACGCCCAGCAGCAACAGAAGUCCUGGUUCGACAAGCCAGCCAGGCAGAGAUUCUUCAACCCUGGACAGAAAGUGCUGGGACUUCAGGAUGAUCGGCAUCCAGUCGCCUACAUCAGCCGGAAACUGUUCCCCAGAGAGGUUCAAUAUUUGACGGUGGAGAAGGAGGCACUCGCUAUCAAGUGGGCCCUUGAUUCCUUCCGGUACUACCUUCUUGGUCGAGAGUUCACCUUGGAGACGGAUCACAAGGCCCGUUUGUCCCCCACAAGAGAAUCCUUCUCACCAGGGGAGGAAACGUUGGGAGGAGAGCGAGGAGGAGAGGAGAGGUCGGAUUCGAACCACACGCCUCUGAUUCUGUAA
Messenger RNA from Labrus bergylta (ballan wrasse), 1719 nucleotides. The record is from RefSeq and is a predicted model, not a curated record. Lineage: Eukaryota; Metazoa; Chordata; Actinopteri; Labriformes; Labridae.